Molecule: messenger RNA, 1026 nt
Organism: Mollisia scopiformis
Lineage: Eukaryota; Fungi; Ascomycota; Leotiomycetes; Helotiales; Mollisiaceae
Exons: 1
Coding region: 157-750 (197 amino acids)
Source: RefSeq, a predicted model, not a curated record
CUUAUUUAAGUUUUUGUCAUUGGCGUCUUGAAAAUGUUUCGAGAAUGUUGCAAGUGCAGAAUUGGAGAAAGUCAUCCAAGAUUAAUCUCGAUCUCGAUCUCAAUAGCCUUGUUGGCCAUACGAGGACGGCACAGUACAGUAUCUGGCCAAAUUUCAAUGCUUCAGAAACUGGCAGCUACUUCUCAUAUCUUAGGACUGCGGCUGUCCACGGUUAUGACAGGAAAUAUCAGCCAAGUCGAUUGGAGCUGCAAGCGCUUUGUUAUCCAGGACAGGCAUGAUGAACUGACUCGACCUCCACGUCAAGGCAGUAAGCCCCCACCAACCCAACUACAACCCAGUCCGCGUGCGGGGUUAAGUUCCUCCCUCAAAACGUUUCCUUCUCAAGAUGAGGGGUAUCCUAGCUGUCAUGUUCAGAUCUUCCACUUUCCCGUUACUCGCAGAUAUGAUUCUGACGUCGGACAACGCAGGUCCUUUGAUAGAAUUUGCCACAAGCAACAGCAGGAUCCUCAUUUGAAAGCUGCGUUGCGCUGCACACCUAAUGCAGAACAAUAUGUACCUCAUUGGCACACCAGCCCCACGAUGCGCGGCCCCACAUCUCACGCUGCUGCUGUAUCGCAGCGGAUGCGAGUUCCAAAACACCAGUGGUGGAAACUCAAAACGAGUAGAGCGGCACUAAUACCCCGCACUACACUAAACCCCAGCUGCUUUUCCAACGUCAGUCCUUUCUUAGCAUAUCCUGACCUCGUCUAACUCUCGCACUCCAUCCAAUUCUUGUCCGUUGCAGGACCGCUAGGAUAAGUUUACCACUCAGCAUAUGAGAAGCUUCCCUGUCCCAUACUGACGAAUAUGUCUCAUUGAUUGCUGAUCAGCGGGGGGCGCACGGCGGCGCAAGGUGACGGCGCAGGGUGGCUGGCUUACCCGGAUAGUUCGGUGGCACAAGGACAGGCUUGCUUCUGUUCUGGUCUGGCUUGUCUCGGGAUAUUUCUUUCCUUUCAGUACUGUGCAUUUGUAUUUGCAUAUUUAGAA